Molecule: messenger RNA, 858 nt
Organism: Rhizophagus irregularis DAOM 181602=DAOM 197198
Lineage: Eukaryota; Fungi; Glomeromycota; Glomeromycetes; Glomerales; Glomeraceae
Source: RefSeq, a predicted model, not a curated record
AUGCAAGAAGAAAUUUUUAAAAUAUGUCGUCCUGGAAUUGUGGCAAACUUUAUAUAUAAAGUUGUAGAACUUGCUACUUAUACUUCCGAUUUUGCCACUGAUGCUAUAAAUAUAUUAACUGAGAAUACAUUAAAUACUGGAGUUCAUUCAACGAGACAAAAUUAUAUCGAUGAUGAUGAAAAUGUCUAUGAUCAUAAGAAAAAAGAUGUUUCUACUUGGGAUGAAAAUGUAGAAACCGUUGAAGAUGAAGAACCUCCUCCACCUUACGAUAAUUCUACUGAAACUAAACCUUCACUCAUAAUUUCUACAUCUCCCUCACAACAGGAUUAUCCAACUACUCAGUCUGAAACUAAACCUUCAUUUACAAUUUCUACAUCACCCUCACAACAAGAUUAUCCAACUACUCAGACUGAUAAACCUUCUCUUACAAUUUCUACAUCACCUCCGCAACAAAAUUACCCAACUACUCAAUCAACACCAACACAUUCACCAACAAAUUCAACUUCACGAAGAAGACAAUUCCGUGUUCGUCGUGGCCGUAGAUUUGUACAUCACAAAUCAUCUUCAAAAAUGAGUAAUAAUUUCAAUAAUACAUCCGAUAAUAAUGUUGAAGAAGAAGAAGAAGAAGAUAUUAUCCUUAAAAGACUUAAUAGUAAAAUAUCUGUUAUGAUAGCCGAAGCUGAAGCUGCUUUAAAUAGUAAGGUUGAAGUUACAGAACUUGAAAUGAUGCUUGCUGAGGAAAAAGAACGCGAUGAACGAAUUAUGAAAGAAUUUGGCAUUAAAACUCUUAAUGUUCAUAAUUACAAUUACAAUAAUUACAAUAUCAAUUAUAAUAACAAUUACAAUUACUUUUACUGA